GAGGUCCUCCCAGAAUGAACCAGUACCUGAACACUGGGGAUUUUUCACAGACCUGACAUCCCUUCCGGAGAACAGAUGAUCCCUGCCUGGUCUCUCGGUGUCCUCCUCCUGGGCUACGUCUUUGGAUUCCCAGUCCCCUUCAACAGCACUCAGAGACAAUAUGAAAAUGAGAGUCUUCUUCAACUCAAUGACACAGUGGCCAAAUCUACACAACCCUUCAUGUCGAAUGAAACAGAGAUUCCCUUCCCCUUUCAAAUUAUACUUCCUAUGGAGAAUAUGAGUCCAUUAUUGGAUUACGACCAUGCAAUACCGCCUGAGGAGUUGAUGCAGAGUCAGAAUGAGACAGAUAGCAACUCAACAUUAACUAUACACAGGUACAACGGUCCUCCUUCCGCUAAGAAUAUAAGGGAAAGAAAACUUGCAUUGCACGGAUAUGUAGUACCUCCUCCAGGCUGCGUGGUGAGUCUCUGUGCCCUGAUUAACCUGGGCCAUGCACUGAACCAGGGCGGGGACGAGAGUGCAGGCGGGGCAACCAGAGACCCACAUGGAAAUGGCAAGAGAUGAGAGGAAGAGGAGUGGAGGAAGAUGAGAAGAAGUGUGAUUUGGGGCCUCAUUCAGGAGCUGCUGGCUGUGCUCUAUUUGUCUUAAACUAUUACUUUUCUUUGUCAGCUUUCCUUUGUCACUACUGAUCUGGAAAGAGAAGAGGAUUGAGAGAAAUGUGGAAAUAUUGUAGUCACUCCACCGGCCUAUUGCUUAUGUGCAGCACUUGGUGACGGAGGAGAGGACACAAUAGGAGAGGAGUUGUACAGAGGGUGUAAUUUGUGUGGUAAACUGAAAAAGUUGCUAUUAAUUAAAGACAGAUUCUAAAUAUCUUCUUAAUUAAUUUGAGAUUAUCCACUUUUAAUAAAGAAAAUGAUCAAAUAUU
Molecule: messenger RNA, 925 nt
Organism: Oncorhynchus kisutch (coho salmon)
Lineage: Eukaryota; Metazoa; Chordata; Actinopteri; Salmoniformes; Salmonidae
Exons: 8
Coding region: 76-564 (162 amino acids)
Source: RefSeq, a predicted model, not a curated record